AUGUCAAACGUCUAUACUCAGCUGCAGAAACUAUCAAAGAACUUCAGGACCAAGACAGUUGGGGAAGUUCUCAAGGAUCUCGCUGGCAUCAUUGCCCUCGGGGUGCUUUCCAGCGUCCAGAUUGUGAUAGAUGCACUAUUCGAUGUUCUUGUCGAUGUUGCUGAUGAUGUCAUCGGUCUCCUGGAUACAAAGAUUCAUAUCCCCGUCAUCUCUGACAUUCUAAACGACGUUGGCAUACCCGACAUAUCCUAUAUGGACCUGAUAUGCUGGCUCCCAUCGUUCUCGUACACGGUUAUAUACAAGAUUGCUCACCAGAAGGCCCCAUUUGCUGCCGACGACGCCGAAGUACAGGCGUUCAUUGCCGCGGAUUCCUGGGGGACAAUGCAGGCGAUCUUGAGACCGGACUCCUCAAAGUCGCCGGUCUCGGAAUCUCUUGGCAUAGCUGCUACUCAUCGCGCCGUGAACGCCGUUCCCAAGUCAGCAAAUGCCUCUGUGAUGCCUCAACAACUUGACAGCGCAUGCAUCAGCGAGACCUCCCCGACUUCGAUCUCUUCCUUCGCCUCGACAAGGGUGGCUAGCACAGCACCCACAUCCCCUGCCUCCCUAAAGUCACCGCCAUCGCCGCUUGCUGAGCGCAUCUAUCAACUUGGCCACUUUGUCGGCAGCUGUACGAGCAUCAUGUCAAUUUUUGUCGACGCCGAGGAAGCUUCACUUGAACCAGGCAACCCCCUGGCCAUGCAAUCAGCGUGCAUAAGUGUUGUCGGCGGCGUCUCCUCAAGCAUAGCUGACUUCGCCGUACCAAGAGACCCCAUUCAGAGUACGGCCGCAAUUAAAUGGUCUUACGGGAUCCUUGGAGUCCGAUUCCUCAGCAUUCUUUUUUUCACCCCUUUUGCACAGGGACGCCUCGAAGCCUAUGGCGCCCACCCUGUCUUUGUCGACCGUGAGGAACGCCCCAAGGGGGCAAAGCUCGAUGCUAUCAUCGCCAUACCGGCAGUGUUUGUAACGCUUGAGCAUUUCUGUGAGCUUUAUCACAACAAUCUAAGCCUAGAUGCAACGGCGGCUGUCUUGGGCGAGUUGACCAAUGUGGCAUCCUAUGUGUCGCGGAUCUGCUAUGGUAUUGCCGUCAAUAUAAAUAUAGCGGUAGAAAGGGAGGAGCCAAUCAAAUACAUGUCAUAUGCAAACGCAGCUUGCGCCGCCCUGGAGGCCGCGCAGGGCGCAGUACCAAUGUAG
This is a messenger RNA of Colletotrichum truncatum, 1230 nucleotides long. RefSeq lists its product as uncharacterized. Lineage: Eukaryota; Fungi; Ascomycota; Sordariomycetes; Glomerellales; Glomerellaceae. The record is from RefSeq and is a predicted model, not a curated record.